GUGCGGAGCUGCAGCCCCGCCCCGUGGCUUGCCCAGGACUGAGUCUCCCUGUCGCCCUCGCCGCAACCGCUAACUCCCCGCGGGGCGUGGGUCCUUGAAGGAGCCGGCGCCAUGGCUACUGAGGCCCUGGCGGCUGAGGCCGUGGCUUCGCGCCUGGAGAGGCAGGAGGAGGACAUCCGCUGGCUGUGGGCCGAGGUCCAGCGCCUGAGGGACGAGCAGCUGAACGCGCCCGAUCGGUGCCAGGCGGAGGGGCCGUGCCUCACGCGGGAGGUGGCGCAGCUCCGGGCGGAGAACCGCGACCUGCGCCACAGGCUGUAUCGCCUGCGGCUGUGCCUGGCGGAGGAAUUGAGCCAUCAGGCCAAGCUAGAGAGUGCGGCGCGGGCGGCGGCCGCGCACGGGGAGGCCGAGCGCGCAGCUGCGGGCGCGCAGCCUCCUCCUAGUCAAAGCCAAGAAAAGGACAUUCAAAAGGAGAAAUUGAAGGAACAUGGACCUGACAGUGAGGUGAAACAACCAAAUUUUAUAAAAGAAAGGAUGGAACUUUUUGAAACCUUGAAGAAAGAACAUCAGCUUUUGCAUGCUAUGUGUGAAACAAAGGAGAAUGCAAGCAAUGUGAUAGCAGUAAGACUGGCUGAUGGGAAAACAGUGGAAGGGGAAAUUUGGAAAACAACACCAUAUCAUGUGGCUGCUGAGAUUAGUCAAGAACUGGCUGAAAACACAGUAGUUGCCAAGGUAAAUGGUGAAUUAUGGGACCUGGACCGCCCAUUAGAAGGAGAUUCCUCUCUAGAGCUGCUGAUGUUUGAUAAUGAGGAAGCUCAAGCUGUAUACUGGCACUCCAGUGCUCAUAUUCUUGGGGAGGCCAUGGAAAUUUACUAUGGAGGCCACUUGUGCUACGGCCCACCCAUUGAAAAUGGAUUUUAUUAUGACAUGUUCAUUGGAGACAGAGCAGUGUCCAGCACUGAGUUGUCAGCCUUGGAGGACAUAUGUAAAACCAUCAUAAAAGAAAAGCAGCCUUUUGAAAGAUUGGAAGUCAGCAAGGAAACACUUCUGGACAUGUUUAAGUACAAUAAAUUUAAAUGCCGAAUUCUGAAGGAGAAGGUUGACACUCCAACUACCACAGUUUACAGGUGUGGUCCACUAAUUGAUCUUUGUAAAGGCCCCCAUGUAAGACACACUGGAAAAAUUAAAACCAUAAAAAUUUUCAAGAAUUCCUCAACAUACUGGGAGGGAAAUCCUGAAAUGGAAACGUUGCAGAGGAUCUAUGGGAUAUCCUUUCCUGAUAACAAAAUGAUGAAAACCUGGGAAAAGUUCCAAGAGGAAGCCAAGAAUCGUGAUCAUAGGAAAAUUGGGAAGGAACAAGAACUUUUCUUUUUUCACGAUCUGAGUCCUGGAAGCUGUUUUUUCCUUCCCCGAGGAGCCUUCAUUUAUAAUACACUUAUGGAUUUCAUACGA
Molecule: messenger RNA, 1449 nt
Organism: Urocitellus parryii (Arctic ground squirrel)
Lineage: Eukaryota; Metazoa; Chordata; Mammalia; Rodentia; Sciuridae
Source: RefSeq, a predicted model, not a curated record